UAAUGGCUAUUGCACGCCAGCUUCGGACGCCAUCAUGUGUUUCAGACGCAUAAAUAACUUGUACUAUACUUGCUUUACCCGAAACUGACCAAAAUGAUACUUAGUGUGUUGCUUUACCCGAAACUGACCAAAAUGAUACUCAAUGUUGUACACCACACAGCUCCACUUAACUCCUAACUGAUGAUAUAUGAUUCUUGGGAACCGAAUAUUGUUUGAUUUUUAAUAACAUAUGAUUGUAAUAUCAGUAAUUUGUAUUCAGUUAUAAUGUAUAAUAUAUAAAUAAUAGGUAUAGAGUGAAUUUCAUAGAAUGUUAUAUUGUAGAAGUGAUGCGAGUACUGUAAAGCUUGUCACAGGCAACCAGGUUUACUUUAUUGACUAAUAUUCAAGGCUAAGUGAAGAACUGUAAAUAACCACCUGAUUGUCGUUGUUGUCUAUCCUUGGUCGCAUUGAUAGAUAAUUAUUUACAGUAUUCAGUAAUAUCGUCAUGCAAGUUUACGAUAGGUUCAGCUUGUGUAAAAGACAAUGCAGGCUGGUGCAAAGUGCAGGUAUACAAAAUCCAGUUUAUUUAGACAGAAGGUUCACUUCAAGAUAUACUGUACUGUAGUGGUUUAAAAAAUGGAUUUUGAAGAUCAACGGAGAAUGUUUGCCAUGAAUAUGGGUGGCCAUCCCAUGGCAAAUCAUCAUGCUACCAACCAACAAGCAGUGCAACAAGCAGCAGCCCAGCAGGCAGUUCAGCAAGUGGCACAGCAGGUAGCACAACCGCCACCUCCUCAUACCAGAAUAUUAAUGCCAGAGGCAAGUUUGCCCAUGGUGGUUGGCACUCGUCCAGGGCCCAUGGAUACAACUAUGGCUACAAUAACCACACAGAUGGCUGGUACUCAGCAAAUUACUAUGCAUCAUACUGUGCAUCAACAGCAGCUUGCUCACCAUCAACAGCAGCAACAAGCAGCCCAGCAACAAGUUGCACAGCAGCAGAUAGCUCAGCAGCAACAACAUAUAGAGGUGGCUGUAGGCAUUACAGACACUAGUGGAGAACCUGGUUCUUCAUUAGUAGGAGUUUUGGAAGAAGGAACAGAAGUUAAAAGAGUGGAACAACAAGAUCCUUUAGCUAUUGACGUAGGUGGAGGUGGUGGUGAAAUGGCAGCAGCAGGACAUAGUAACAUGGAGCAGUCGCGCUGGUGUCUGGUGUGUGAUAAGGGUCUUCCUACUCAAGAUACUUCCCAAGAAUUUGUUGAUCUUUAUAAAGCCACCAUGACGGUGAGCCAGAGAAAGUUAUCAGCAAUGUUGGGUCGUUUGGUGGGGUUGACUCUUUACAAGGCUCACAGCGAUGUUUUGUGUCGACGCUGCUAUGGACUUGUGGAUCAGGUCGAUGGACUUGAAAUUGAAUUAGCAGAUACUAAAAUGGAAUUAGUACAACAAUAUGAGGCGACUAUUGCGCAUCGACAGCCACACGCCAAAAAAGAAAUCGAAAGACCUACGUUAGAGGUAGAUGUCGAAUGGGAAGAAUCCAAUGAAUCAGAAGUGGUAGACAAUGAUGAAGAUGACCCGGACUGCACAGCAACUGGCACCAAGCGCAAGAAGAAAAGAAAAACAAAGCGUAAAGGAGGCCGACCACGUAAAGUCAAAUUAACCACCAAAAUCAAGAUUGACUCGGUUAGUGAAGGGGGUGAUGCAGAUGCUGAUGGCCGUCCUAGAAAACGUGGUCGUGGUCGGCCAAGAAAGAAAGACAAGGAAGAAGAUGAUUAUAUUCCCCCAGGUGCCCCUACUAAAGACUGUCCUGCAUGUAAAAAGGUUGUUCACGCCAAGAAGUACCUAAUUCAUCUGUCAACUCAUCGCCUCUUCCCGUGCCCGUUUUGUGAAUCAGUUUUCAAGAGAAAGGAUGUCACAACUCAUUUGGCUGAAGCCCACCAGGAGGAGGUCCACUACCCCUGCCCAAGCUGUGAUAAUGUCUUUGAUACUUUCACCGAGUUACGCCAACACUGCCACGUUGUUCACAUUGGCAUUUUGCAAGAGGAACACCCUUGUACUGUAUGUAAUAAAUCAUUUUCAAGUCCUGCAACAUUAAAAGUCCAUAUAAAAACUAUCCAUGACAAGGGACAAAACUUUAAGUGCCCCAACUGUGAAGAAAUAUUCAACAAGAAGACCAACAUGCAGACUCACCAAAGAAGAGUUCACCAGGGGGUGGAGGUUAGACGUUUACAGUGUGACAUUUGUAAAAAGAGAUUCCUGUGUCCAAGUGAGUUGCGUAAACACGUAGACCGCGUUCACCUAAAGGUUAGAUGUAUGGAAAUUCCUUGUCCUAUUUGUAGAAAACCUUUUGGAGAUUCGAGAGACAUGAAGAUUCAUUUGAGUGCUGUACAUAAUAAAGAUAGUGAACAUCCAUGCCCUGAUUGUAAUAUGAUGUUCUACAGGCUCAACGAUAUGGUGAAUCACAAGCGUCGAAUACAUGGAGGAGAGGAGGUACGAAAGCAUCUCUGUCCCGUAUGUGGUAAAGGGUUCUGUAGUAAAAGUGACCUUAGAACUCAUAAGAAUGUUGUUCAUGAGGAUAUUAGAAAACAUGUGUGUGAUAUAUGUAAUAAAGCUUUCAAGGUUGCUUCUCAUCUUACAUAUCACAAGAGGAAGCAUACUGGAGAAACACCAUUUCAGUGUGCAUACUGUAGUAAAGGCUUUUCAGGACCAGGCAGCAUAUCUGAACAUGUAAAAAAGGUCCAUAAGACACUUUACAUUGGUGUUGCACAGCGACGUAAACUGAACCUUCCUGACACUGCUCCUCCCCCGCCUCCUGGUAUCCUAACCAAUGUUUUUGCCAAAACCAAACCAAAGACCAGAACCAAGAACAUGAAGCAACAGUUCCCAUCUUCCCAGAAAACAAAAUGUAUUAAUAAAGCAAACAUUGUUCCUGUAGUUAAUAUCUUGCCAAGUGAAGCAAUGGUGCAGUCACAUGUUCCAACUUACCAAUCAUCAGUAGAACCUGUUGCUGACCCCACAGGACCUUCACUCACUUCCAAUGUCCAUUCUACAAUUCAGUCAUUUACACCAGUUGUUGCUUCUUCACUUAAAAGUAACUCAUUAAUACCUAAUUCAGUCCUUGGGACAACCUCCUGUAUGCUCUCCAGUGACUUUUCUUUGCACAAUAACACUGUCAUUCAAAACAAUUCACUUAAUCAAGCUACUGGUGCCCCUCUGAGAAAUGAAGGUGUCCAUAGUGAUCCAGCCCUUCAAAACACCUCUACCCUCCAUGAUAAUGACCCUGCUGUUAUAUGUCAUCAAGGAGUGACUGACAUUAAUUCUUUCAUGAACUUACAAUUUCCUCCUACAAACCAGACUGCUCCACAAACACCAGUGCCUAUGAUUAUUCGACUCCUGCAAGAACGACGGUAUCAGUGAUUUAGGAAAAGACAGUUAUUUUAGUGAUGAGCAAUGUGUCAGUACUGAAACUGUCAAAUAGUGAACCCCAAAUCCGUAUCAGAUUUGAUAGCUAUUGGACUACUGUACUGGAUGCACAUGAAUGAGAAAGUGAUGAAGCUAAAUGCUUAGUGUAUGUCUUAAAUUUUAUUCUGUAAAGAUUUUUAAAAAGAAACUUAUCUCAUUUGGACAUUGCUGUUCUUUAUAUAUACGUACAGUAUAUAUAAUAUUUUUUAAGCCUUCUGUGUUAAUCUAGGCGAGACCCUAAGCCAGGCAGUUCUUAUAAUACUGUACUGAGGGACUUCCUGGUGGCCAACAAAUUCUCGGAAAGGAUCUUUUGAUGUCAACCUGGUUAAUCUAUUGAUCCUUUGGAUAGAUCAAAUGCCCUUUCCUUCACCCUCUGCUGUCAGCCUCAAAUGGGGGGUACACGACACAAGGGUUGAGUCAGAUGUACUGGACAGGGAUGGAUGAGGAGACCAUCAUUGUUGGCAAAAGGUGGUCUGUCAUCCUUUGACUGUUAUUAAUGCAGGGGGUCCCCGGGUUAAGAACGGGUUCCGUUUCUGAGGAUGUUCUUAAGUCGGAUUUGUACAUAAAUUAGAAACGUACAUACCGUACUUACAGAACAAAGUUUAAAAUCCCACUAUAUCAUAGCCUAAGUCCUUAUAUACAUCUAAAAUCACUUAAUUUAAGACAAAAGAAGAAAUUGAAUGACAAAAUGCAGUAAAUGAUAUUAAAAAAUAAGCCAUCAGCUAAAUAAAAUACUACACUGUUUGACAAACAAAUGUCUUGUAAACAGCACCAAGUGUGGGCUACUGCUGAUGAUAUUGGCAUUGUUUAGAGUUACCGCAUCUGAAAGUGCAGUGGUACUUUCAGAUGAUGGAAAAAUUAUCACAUAGCAGAUGGAGGUAAGAGUACCUGACUUAGUUUGGAAUUACCCGAUGGCUGUUGUCUUGAGUUCGUUAAACAGGGUCGAACUGUACCAGUUUUUAAAUCUCAAUAAUUUUGGCAUGAAGGUAUCUUGGAGAAUCUUUACAUGAAAGUCCAGUCCUGUAGUAGUUUAUUUGUUAAUACAAUAAGGAGGACAUUAAAAUACCUAUUUUAUACAGUAUAAGUGAGAGUUAUGAGAAAGGGUGUUCAUGUUUGGAAAUCUGAAGAUUGUAGACAUUUCUUCCUUUUCCAUGAAUACAAGAAAAGAAAUACUUUCCUCCUAAAGACUUUAUCUAAAGCCUCUGCCAUUACCUUUCACUACUCAGGAACCCCAUGUCUCAUAAUUUCACUUGGCUGCAGAGUGAGUGGGGGACCUCAUUGGCUCCCUGUUCUGUUGCUGUCUCUUCUCAUCCUACACAGCACAGUAUGUGUCUGGUUUAAUAAGUAAGGAGAAGAUUUGCCAGAAAAUUGUUUCUAUAGAAGAGAGGCAUCUUUCAGAAUAAACACUAACAUAAGACCUGCUAUUUAGUAAUUAUUGGGGCUCUGCUUUUGAUGGCAACUUGUUGUACAGUGCUAUAACCAUUUUGAUAAAAGUAAAAGUGACUCCAAGUAUGGUUGAAAAAUUUGUUGCUUCAAGACUAUCAAAUCAUGACACUGGGUAGCUCUGUUUUUAGGAUUACCCGGUAGCAAGUCCAGUAAAUCACAAGCCAUCUGCUCACCUAAAUGGGACUACAUCACCCAAUCCUCCAUUUUUCUUUCAUUCUCUUUUCAAAGAUUAUGCAUUUAAUAUAUUGUAGUUUUCUCCUCUGAAAAAUUAUACAUUUCCUUAACGUUUUCCUGUUGUCAAAAUGAUGGCGCUUACAAUAUUGUUCCGUUUGGUCGAUUGUUUGUCAUAAAUCUACAGUGGCAGAAAGUUUUUUAACAGACAGUACAAAUUAUUACUAUUAAUUCCUGUACCUGUAACUCAUUUUGCAUGAAAAAAAAAAUGAGAUUGAAAAUGAAAAUAAAAUACUUUCUUUA
Homarus americanus (American lobster) is the source of this 5352-nucleotide messenger RNA. RefSeq names its product zinc finger and BTB domain-containing protein 41-like. Gene Ontology annotation, molecular function: DNA-binding transcription factor activity; RNA polymerase II cis-regulatory region sequence-specific DNA binding. NCBI's taxonomy places the organism in Eukaryota, Metazoa, Arthropoda, Malacostraca, Decapoda, Nephropidae. The coding region runs from base 616 to 3387 and encodes 923 amino acids. Gene Ontology annotation, biological process: regulation of transcription by RNA polymerase II. The record is from RefSeq and is a predicted model, not a curated record. The transcript has 6 exons.